This is a messenger RNA of Chaetomium globosum CBS 148.51, 4143 nucleotides long. RefSeq lists its product as uncharacterized. The coding region runs from base 1 to 4143 and encodes 1380 amino acids. The transcript has 5 exons. Gene Ontology annotation, molecular function: protein binding. Gene Ontology annotation, biological process: lipid metabolic process. Lineage: Eukaryota; Fungi; Ascomycota; Sordariomycetes; Sordariales; Chaetomiaceae. The record is from RefSeq and is a predicted model, not a curated record. Gene Ontology annotation, cellular component: kinesin complex.
AUGCCUGCCGGCGCACUCCGCCUUCUCGCCCUUGAUGGCGGCGGCGUGCGCGGCCUGUCCUCGCUCAUGAUCCUCCGCAGGCUCAUGGCCGCCGUCGACCCCGACGCCCCGCCGAGCCCCUGCGACUACUUCGACAUGAUCGGCGGCACCAGCACCGGCGGCCUGAUUGCCAUCAUGCUGGGCCGCCUGCGCAUGACCGUCGACGAGUGUAUCAACGCCUACACCGCGCUGUCCGACAGGGUCUUCGAGAAAAAGAGCCACCGUGUAAACAUCAAAGGCAAGCUCCAGGGGCGGUUCGAUAGCGCCGAGCUAGAGCGCGCCGUCAAGACUAUUCUACUCGAUCGUGGCCUUGCCGAGGAUACACUACUUAAGGAUCCUGAUUCUCCUUGCAAAGUCUUCGUCUGCGCCACAAGCAAAGAGACUGGCGAUACUGUCUGCCUGGCCAACUACCGCUCCCCGCGCAGCGACAACUCCGACCUCCUCAGCGCUACCACGAUUUGGCAGGCCUGCCGCGCGACAUCGGCCGCGACAACCUUCUUCGACCCGAUCGCCAUCGGACCCUUUAACGAACAGUUCGUCGACGGAGCACUCGGCGCGAACAAUCCUGUCUACGCGCUGUGGAACCAGGCCCAGGACGUGUGGGGCGAUCAGCUGCGGGGCAGUCUCAAAUGCCUCGUGUCCAUCGGCACGGGCCUGCCCACCCUACGGCCUGUGCGCGACGACGUCCUCGGAAUCUGGGCCACGCUAAAAGAUCUUACGACGGAAACGGAGAAGACAGCACAGCAAUUCCAUCGCGACAAGUCGCACCUCGACGAUGAAGGACGCUAUUAUCGGUUCAACGUGGACCGCGGGCUCGAGGAGAUCGGGCUCGAGGAGUCGAAGAGGAAGACGGAGAUUGCGGCUGCGACGCGACGCUACGUCGAAUCGCAGGCUGUCUUUAAGCAGAUGAAGGCAUGUGCGAACAAUAUCGCCGGACGAGAGUCCCGACCGUUAGCUAUCGCAGAGCUCGAAGAGUGCCUUCUCCCGCGACGUCGCUCACGAAAAAACCAGCGACGAAUAUUCGUCCUAUACGGACUCGGUGGGAUCGGGAAGACACAGCUGGCGGCCGACUUCGCUCGACGGUACCAGGCCGUCUUCAGCUCCGUCUUCUGGCUGGAUGGCCGAUCGGAGGACCGGCUGAGGCAGAGCCUUGCUAGCUGUGCAGCCAGGAUACCGGAAGGCCAGGUUUCCCAGAGGAGUAGGAACGCUGUGUUGCAUAGCGAGGAGGAUCUCAAGGCUGUGGUGGCGGACGUGUUGGACUGGCUCGCGCGACCGGAUAACAGGGAUUGGCUCCUUAUCUUCGACAACGUUGACCAAGACGUCGAUCAGGGCGGCGAGACGGGCGCCUACGAUGUCCGGCGGUAUCUGCCCGGCGACCAUGGGUCGGUGCUGAUCACGACACGACUGUCGCGGCUGGCGCAGCUAGGUGAGUCGACGCUGCUGAGAGGGGUCGACGAACAACUGGCAAAGGCUAUUUUCCAGCGGUGGCGCGGGGCAGAAGGAGCUAUGGACGAGGCCGGUAGGGAGCUGCUCGGUCUGCUCGACGGGCUUCCGCUUGCGCUGGCACAGGCUGCCUCAUAUAUCCGCGAGACCGGGCUCGAUACCGCGUCGUAUGUUCGGCUCUACAAGCAGCAGUGGGACGAUCUGAUGGGAUCGGACGGGGAGUCGGGCCCGCCGCUGGUGGAUUACGAACAAGGAAGCGUCGCGACAACGUGGACGGUAUCGUUCAAGGUGGUUGAGGCACAGAACAAGAACGCCGCGAACCUGCUCCGUCUCUGGGCCUUUGUCGACGGCAGAGACCUUUGGCACGGCCUACUGCAGGCGGCUGUCGAUGGCGGAGAGCAGUGGCCUGGAUGGCUGUGUGACGUCGCAGGCAACGAGGUCCGGUACUUGGACGCGGUCCGACUGCUGCUCCGGUACUCGAUGAUCGAGUCUCAGGAAUCCGUGCAGGGGAGCCAUAUGAUGCAUCCGGUGGUGCAUAGAUGGGCGUCGCAUAUACAGGAUGGCGCUGGGAAAAGAGAGGUCCUGCGGCUGGCGGUAAUGAUAGUUGGGUUAUCGGUGCCCAGCAGCACGAGCAAGGAGUACUGGGUGGUCCAGCGGCGGCUCCUCCCACAUACGGAAAGGUGCUCAUGGUGGAUAGGGGAGAUAUAUAAGGCGGGACGGAGCUUUGACGAUACAAGGGCGACAGACGCAGUGCAUAUGUUGGGCAACCUCUACGCGUAUCAAGGCCGGCUGACGGAGGCCGAGUCGAUGUAUCAGCGGGCGCUAGAAGGCAAGGAGAAGGCGCUCGGACGGGACCACACAUCGACUCUCGAUACGGUCAACAACUUGGGUAUCCUCUACAGAGAUCAAGGCCGGCUGACGGAGGCCGAGUCGAUGUAUCAGCGGGCGCUAGAAGGCUACGAGAAGGCGCUCGGACGGGACCACACAUCGACUCUCGAUACGGUCAACAACUUGGGUAUCCUCUACAGAGAUCAAGGCCGGCUGACGGAGGCCGAGUCGAUGUAUCAGCGGGCGCUAGAAGGCAAGGAGAAGGCGCUCGGACGGGACCACACAUCGACUCUCGAUACGGUCAACAACUUGGGUAUCCUCUACAGAGAUCAAGGCCGGCUGACGGAGGCCGAGUCGAUGUAUCAGCGGGCGCUAGAAGGCUACGAGAAGGCGCUCGGACGGGACCACAUAUCGACUCUCGAUACGGUCAGCAACUUGGGUAUCCUCUAUAGGAAUCAAGGCCGGCUGACGGAGGCCGAGUCGAUGUAUCAGCGGGCGCUGGAAGGCUACAAGAAGGCGCUCGGACGGGACCACACAUCGACUCUCAAUACGGUCAACAACUUGGGCAACCUCUACAGAGAUCAAGGCCGGCUGACGGAGGCCGAGUCGAUGUAUCAGCGGGCGCUAGAAGGCAAGGAGAAGGCGCUCGGACGGGACCACACAUCGACUCUCGAUACGGUCAACAACUUGGGUAUCCUCUACAGAGAUCAAGGCCGGCUGACGGAGGCCGAGUCGAUGUAUCAGCGGGCGCUAGAAGGCAAGGAGAAGGCGCUCGGACGGGACCACACAUCGACUCUCGAUACGGUCAACAACUUGGGUAUCCUCUAUAGGAAUCAAGGCCGGCUGACGGAGGCCGAGUCGAUGUAUCAGCGGGCGCUAGAAGGCAAGGAGAAGGCGCUCGGACGGGACCACACAUCGACUCUCGAUACGGUCAACAACUUGGGUAUCCUCUACAGAGAUCAAGGCCGGCUGACGGAGGCCGAGUCGAUGUAUCAGCGGGCGCUAGAAGGCAAGGAGAAGGCGCUCGGACGGGACCACAUAUCGACUCUCGAUACGGUCAGCAACUUGGGUAUCCUCUAUAGGAAUCAAGGCCGGCUGACGGAGGCCGAGUCGAUGUAUCAGCGGGCGCUAGAAGGCAAGGAGAAGGCGCUCGGACGGGACCACACAUCGACUCUCAAUACGGUCAACAACUUGGGCAACCUCUACAGAGAUCAAGGCCGGCUGACGGAGGCCGAGUCGAUGUAUCAGCGGGCGCUAGAAGGCAAGGAGAAGGCGCUCGGACGGGACCACACAUCGACUCUCGAUACGGUCAACAACUUGGGUAUCCUCUACAGAGAUCAAGGCCGGCUGACGGAGGCCGAGUCGAUGUAUCAGCGGGCGCUAGAAGGCAAGGAGAAGGCGCUCGGACGGGACCACACAUCGACUCUCGAUACGGUCAACAACUUGGGUAUCCUCUACAGAGAUCAAGGCCGGCUGACGGAGGCCGAGUCGAUGUAUCAGCGGGCGCUAGAAGGCUACGAGAAGGCGCUCGGACGGGACCACAUAUCGACUCUCGAUACGGUCAGCAACUUGGGUAUCCUCUAUAGGAAUCAAGGCCGGCUGACGGAGGCCGAGUCGAUGUAUCAGCGGGCGCUGUCUGGGUUCCAGGUAGCCUUAGGGCCGUCUCAUUGGAAAACUCAAAGUGUUAUGCGGAAUUUGGAUGUGUUGCCGUAUGCCAAAGGUCCGUCGGCUAUAACCGAGCCACCACCGCCGAAAGCUAAGGUGAAAAUACUGGAGAAAUUGCGGGUUAAAUUUCGCGGGUUUCCUAAGGAGCGAAGGCGUCCGCUGAGUUGA